ACAAAAAUUUCUAAUUGUGCAUCUCUAUGAAUUUGGAACACUGUUUGUGGUUUUCAUGUUCUUUUUCUUUGUUUCUCUGUACUACCUUUGUAGGGUUGUUGUACUUGCCGUGGUUUUACGGAGAACGGAACGAUUGUAAAAUCAUAAAGAGGAGAAGCCUUGCCCUGCUCUCCCUUGGAACUUUUUUUUAUUCUGUUACAGAUUUCGUCAUUAUUUCUUACUUGUUUGAACUAAAUGAAGAGCAGAAGAAACUUGUGCGCACUUCCAGCUUGGCUAACUUUUUCGACUCGUUUUCGCCCAUUUUGCUUUUGUUUCUGGGUCCUUUUUCGUUGAAUAUUAUAGAAAUUGUAACAUAUUACUUGCGAGGCGUGUCUAUAGAAGAAAGUUUGAAACUUUCGUUGCCAUUAUUAGGACAAGACUCUUGGAUAAUUGUUCGCAACCUAAUAGUGGCUCCUGUAUCGGAAGAGCUAGUGUUUAGAGGCUGUAUUUGUAAGUUACUUUCUUUUUGUACAAGUUCUCGUUCGGCAGUAUUGUUAUCUUCUGCUUUCUUCGCAGCAAGUCAUUGUCAUCAUUUUAUCUAUAGGAAUUUUGUUUACAACAGUCUCCGUACAGCCAUAUUAGAGACAGUUAUACAGUUUUUAUAUACGUUCUUGUUUGGUGUCUACUCAGCUUGGGUAUUUAUCCGGUCUAGAAGAGUUAUUACUAGCAUAUGUCUACAUUCGUUUUGUAACUUCGUUGGGACUCCAGACUUGAGCAAAAUAUGGUCUCACUGUUAUCGGUGGCCUUUGUUAUUGACUUAUUUCAUCGGCAUAUCUCUUUUCUUGCACUCUGUGUUUCAUGUUUCUUAAAAGAACGACAUUUCUAAGAACUUUCGACAUGAAAAUAUUGGAGAGUAUUAUAGUAUUUGCUGAUGGUUUUCACUCAAACGAGGGAAAAAUUUCUUGUUCUUUAUUAGGAGUAACGUGGAGAACAUUUUGGCCAGUUCUUAACUUGUCUCAUGACGGGUACACAGAAAAGUUGAAUAAAACCAUCCGGAAGCAUUAAAUAGCUUUGGAACUUCAGUUUUUACAAUUAU
Molecule: messenger RNA, 1075 nt
Organism: Galdieria sulphuraria
Lineage: Eukaryota; Rhodophyta; Bangiophyceae; Galdieriales; Galdieriaceae
Product: prenyl protein peptidase
Exons: 2
Coding region: 27-848 (273 amino acids)
Biological process (GO): CAAX-box protein processing
Cellular component (GO): endoplasmic reticulum membrane
Molecular function (GO): metalloendopeptidase activity
Source: RefSeq, a predicted model, not a curated record